Molecule: messenger RNA, 1223 nt
Organism: Ilyonectria robusta
Lineage: Eukaryota; Fungi; Ascomycota; Sordariomycetes; Hypocreales; Nectriaceae
Exons: 2
Coding region: 210-1223 (337 amino acids)
Molecular function (GO): oxidoreductase activity
Source: RefSeq, a predicted model, not a curated record
GUCACACGGGACGGAGAAUGAUUGUUCGGUCUUUCCAACCUUGGUCGGAUGUGAAUAAGCCGAGAUGAGGAGAAAUCGAGGCUGAGCCUGAAAUGUAUAAAGAGACAGGUGUUUCCUACUAGAGAGGAGGGCAAUACUUGACAACCGCUAGCCACCGCAAUAACACACUCUGGCAUUCGACUCCAAAUCUUGAUCAGGAAACCCCAAAAAUGCUCAGAUACGCCAGAAGCCAGCCCGUUGGCUUCAACAACGCCAUCGAGAGAGUCGCCAUUGUCGGAGCUGGAGGCACCAUCGGAUCGCACAUCACCGCUGCCCUCCUUCAAACCGGAAAACACUCCGUCAAGGCCCUCACCCGCAAAGGCAGCAGCAACAAACUCCCCGAGGGUGUCGUAGUCGCCCCAAUCGACUACAGCGACCAAGCCAGCAUUGUAGCCGCUCUCAAGGACCAGCAAUUUUUCAUCAUCACCAUGGCUCCCACCGCGCCGCGGGACACCCACAGCAAGCUGGUUCAGGCGGCCGCCAAGGCUGGCGUUCCCUACGUCAUGCCCAACGGUUACGCCGGUGACAUCGAGAACAUUAAAUUAGGCGAGGACACGUUGCUGGGGCCUGUUGCUAAAGCAAAUAGGGACGAAAUUGAGAGGCUUGGCAUGCAAUGGAUCACUGUGUGUUGUGGAUUUUGGUACGAUUAUAGCUUGGCAGGUGGCGAGGCGCGCUUCGGCUUCGACUUUGACAAGCGGUCCCUCACAAUUUAUGACGAUGGCAACACCAAGAACUCGACGUCGACCUUGUCGCAGGUUGGGCGGGCCGUAGCCAAGGUUCUGAGCCUGAAAGAGCUUCCUGACGACGAAAACGACAAGAGUCUUACUCUUUCGGGGUUCUUCAACAAGGGCGUGUACCUCAAGAGCUUUGUGGUCAGCCAAAACGACAUGUUUGAGAGCGUCAAGCGCGUCACGGGCAUGUCUGAUGCCGACUGGACCGUCACCCACGAGUCCACCAAGAAGCGGUACGAGGAUGGCCUGGCGCAAGUUAAAGAGGGUAACAUGAUUGGUUUUAGCAAGUUGCUGUACGCGAGGGCAUUCUACCCGGAGGAUCCGAAUGAUCUUUCCGCCAAGGCCCAGAAUGAGCAGCUUGGCUUGCCGGAUGAGAGCCUGGAUGAGUCUACCAAGGUUGGGAUAGAUUUGGUCAAGGUCCUACAGCGUCGUGUUGAGCGUAUGGCGGCCUAG